Molecule: messenger RNA, 933 nt
Organism: Saxophila tyrrhenica
Lineage: Eukaryota; Fungi; Ascomycota; Dothideomycetes; Mycosphaerellales; Extremaceae
Gene: SHO1
Product: Transmembrane osmosensor
Exons: 3
Coding region: 1-933 (310 amino acids)
Biological process (GO): regulation of actin filament polymerization
Molecular function (GO): protein binding
Source: RefSeq, a predicted model, not a curated record
AUGGAGAUGAACAAUGCGCGAUAUGGUGGGGAGCGCAAGGGCUUCAGCAUGGCGAAUAUCCUCGGCGACCCGUUCUCGCUGGCGACGAUAAGCAUAGCACUUUGCGGCUGGUUAAUAGCCUUCAUCAGCUCCAUCAUCGCCGACAUCAGCCUCGAGUACCCGAAUUUCGCAUGGUGGACGCUGGUAUACAUGUUUGGUGUGAUUGUCGGCAUUAUAGUCACGGUGGCUACCAAUGCGAUCGCGACGUAUCACGUGGCUAUUGUGGGCUUUCUGGCGGCAGGGCUGGUCUUCACCACGUCCUCGGUGAACUCGCUCAUCUACUACCCGGAGGGCUCGAAGGAGGCGGCGGCGGCGGGAUUCAUUCUGCUGUCCAUGGUUUCCAUCGUCUGGAUUUUCUACUACGGCUCGCAACCACAAGCAUCCCACCGCCAGACCAUCGACUCUUUUGCACUCCACAAAGACCACGCGCCCAGCCGAAGAGCCAGCAGGCACAUGACGCAGCAAUCAUACCGACCAGAAACACAGCACUCCUCCGGCCAACCACCGCAGAUGUACAACUCGGCGCAACUAGCCGGCUUCGAGACUUCCUCACCAGUGACCGGAUACCCUGGUGGACGAGCCGGCGAGACGAAGCGCGAAAGCGCAUCUGCCUUCCCAGCACCAGCACAGACACAACCACAGCAGCCUGCCGCCCAGCCCAAUUCGACUGUGGCAGCAUCGCACCCCGACAGCUCCGUCUCCCAACCCGCAGAGUACCCCUACCGCGCGAAAGCCAUCUACAGCUACGAAGCGAACCCCGACGACGCGAACGAGAUUUCCUUCUCCAAGCAUGAGAUUCUCGAGGUCAGCGACGUGUCGGGUAGAUGGUGGCAGGCGAAGAAGGAGAAUGGGGAGACGGGGAUCGCGCCGUCGAACUACCUGAUCCUGCUAUGA